AACAAGCCCCAUUUUGCGGCUUACACUCAAAACUCUUCUUCCUUUUUCUUCGAUCUCUGAAACCCAAAUCGGAGAUCAAACUUACCUGAAUCAGAGCAGCAAUGUCACGAGUUAUAAUCAAACGCAUCAUUAAUCCUCUAUACUCAUCAUCAUCUCGUCAUCUUCUCAAAUCUCAAAUCCCUAAACCAAACCCUAGUUUCUCAGUCCUCCCCACAAUUUCAACUCCGAACUUCAGAUCUUUCUGCUCCUCUGAAGGAAAAACUGACGAAGAAGUAAUUAUUCCUCCUAAUUUGGAAAAACUAUUCCCUGGUAUCAAAUACUGUGAUAAUGAAGAGUUUGAUAAGAUGGUGGAAGAGUACAGGAAUGGGAAUACGAAACUGGUCUCAAAGCUUCUGAGAGUGAUUUUGGCUAGGAAAGUAUCAGGGAGACAUGAUGGAGCUGAUGCAGAGAUUAUGGAAGAGAUUUCAGAACAUUUGAAACAAAAAGAAGAGGAAGAGGAUAAUGAUUUUUAUGAUUGGCGCCGUGAUAGUGGUCUUGGUGGUUACAAGCAGUCGCAGGAGGCAUUAGGGGGAAAACAAUCUACAGUUACACCAGGGUUUAAGAUUGAUAUGAAAGGAUUUGAGUCUUAGAAGCAACAGAAUGGUCCAUGGAACUGGAACUUUAUCAGUAAAUAUUAUUAGUCAUGCAGCCAAUGUGGUUAAAUUUUUGAACAAAUCAACCAACCAGAUUAGCUGGUUUGGCUGUAGUGUUCUACGCAAGAUCCUUUUAUCUGCUUUUGCUUUUUAGUCUUUAUACCCGUGCCAGAAGAACUGAAGACAACACUACUAUUGUAAUUGCUAAGCUUGCUAGGUUAUCUAAAAGUAGUGAAUUAGGAUUUAAUGGUCAUUCUGACUUGCAUUAACUCUAUGAUGCGGUCUGCUUAAGUGCUAUCAGUAUAUUGUUGGCUUUGUCGGUAAUUAAGGAUUGUUAGGAUGAUGUUUAUGUUGAAUGUUUUUCAAGUCCAGAUGUAGCAUAUAGUGUGAAAUGCCAUGAUAAAUGGUGGAAAAACUUGGGAAAUUUUAUGGUUGA
This is a messenger RNA of Papaver somniferum (opium poppy), 1068 nucleotides long. RefSeq lists its product as uncharacterized. The record is from RefSeq and is a predicted model, not a curated record. Lineage: Eukaryota; Viridiplantae; Streptophyta; Magnoliopsida; Ranunculales; Papaveraceae. The transcript is spliced from 3 exons. Bases 102 to 629 code for a protein of 175 amino acids.